Messenger RNA from Leucoraja erinaceus (little skate), 1914 nucleotides. Its product is annotated as NIPA-like protein 3. NCBI's taxonomy places the organism in Eukaryota, Metazoa, Chordata, Chondrichthyes, Rajiformes, Rajidae. Gene Ontology annotation, molecular function: magnesium ion transmembrane transporter activity. The record is from RefSeq and is a predicted model, not a curated record. Bases 31 to 1158 code for a protein of 375 amino acids. Gene Ontology annotation, biological process: magnesium ion transport. Gene Ontology annotation, cellular component: membrane. The transcript is spliced from 11 exons.
GAGGGAGGGCGGGCUCUGUGAGCGGGGACCAUGGAGCGGGAAGGCAAGUGGCCGCCGAGCGACCUCUCCUACAAGGAAAAUCUUAUUGGAACUUUACUCGCCAUCUUUGGAAACCUUGUCAUCAGCAUCUCGCUGAACAUGCAGAAGUACAGCCAUGUGAAGCUGGCAGGCACCAAAGAUCCCCGAUCGUAUUUUCGGACAAAAACAUGGUGGUUGGGACUGACGCUCAUGUUAAUAGGCGAGUUAGGAGUUUUCACUGCCUAUGCCUACGCUCCACUGUCGCUGAUCACACCCCUCAGCGCCGUCUCCAUUGUCGCCAGCUCAAUUAUAGGGAUCAUAUUCCUACGGGACAAGUGGAAACCGAAGGAAUUUCUACCAGGAAACUACGCAUUAUCGUUCCUUGGAUGUGGGUUCACAGUGGUUGGAAUCUAUCUCCUGGUCACAUUUGGACCAAAUGCUCACGAGAAGCUUUCGGGAAGGAAUCUUAUUUCACACUUAAUGGGCUGGCCCUUUCUACUGUAUCUGCUGGUGAUGAUUAUCCUCUUCUGCCUUCUCCUGUAUUUCUACAAAAUACGAAAGAUGACCUAUCUUGGUGUAAUUCUGCUGCUGGAAGCCUUGUUGGGCUCCGUUACAAUUGUGGCAGCCAAGGGUGUGUCGGGAAUGAUCGUUCUGUCCAUCCAGGGAAAUCUACAGCUGGCCUAUCCUAUAUUCUAUGUUUUGUUUGUAGUUAUGGUUUCUACUGCAGUGUUUCAAGCAAUGUUUCUGCGUGAGGUUUCCGAGCUGUAUGAUCCAUCCCAGAUUGCGAGCGUCAGCUAUAUAUUUUCCACAAUCAUCGCUGUCAUUGCUGGAGCCACCUUUUAUUUAGAGUUCAAUGGCGCUGAUGCUCUCCACAUCUGCAUGUUCGUCUUCGGCUCCUGUAUCGCCUUUCUAGGAGUAUUACUGAUCACACAAAGCAAGAAGAGGACCUUUGACCCGUACAUCACCAUGGAUGUGUUUCCAGGGUUGGGGAGCAUGUUUGUUAAGAGCCCAGUGCAGCCUGAUCUGAGUGGCUCCUUCUCCUACGGCACCCUGGACCACAAUGCCCACCCAGAUGUGCUGCUAGACCCUCAGCAAGAGCCCAAUUCUUCUCGCCCCGUGAUGACAUCCAAACAAGACUGAGCUGUGAACCCCACAGGGCAGGUGAACACAGCCCACCCACGCCAGUACUGAGCUCUGCGGGAGCUGCUCUCAACGGCCGUCCUCCAGCUCGCCAUCACGCGACUGAGGCAACAGUGUGAAUGGCUAAGAGAACCAUCACUUUCCCACAAGCUCCUGCUCAUUGCUCCCCACUUACUGCUGCGAGACCAGAUGGAGCAAUCAACCAUUGCACAGAAUAAUGAAGCCGCCUUAGAUGGGGAGACCCCUGCCCCAUCCCUUGUUGCACUUGGAUACCUCAUCUACAGCCAGGCUCCUUGCGUUGAGUAGUAGUCAUAGACUCCCCGCUACACUCACUUAUUUAAUGACACUUUGUAUUUGCUGUACAGUAAAACUCCAAUAAUCUUGCACACUUACAACUGUGGUAUCACUAUUUUAGAUAGUGCACUAUUAUAAUAAAUUUCCCAGUGUACCAGUUCAGUCAGAAGGAAACACAGUAACAGGGUGCUGCCUGGUUGAAAGAGAGCAGGGGGAUCAUGGACCCGGCAGUUCAGAAGGUGGCAACGCUCGGGGUUCCAGCCAUUGGAAGGGGCCGUGGAUUAUCAGAAGGGAGUGGGCUCCAGGGACGCCUGGUGCGUCGGAGGGAGCUCGGGAACAGGGAUCCCGGCGAUCGAAGGGGUGGGCCAGAUAUUAGUUGGUGAGCUGGAUGCUGGAUUAGCAGAUUAUCAGAGUUUUACUUUUUGUUGAGUUCCACCGUUUAAAAUGUCUGUUUUAUCUCUA